Ooceraea biroi (clonal raider ant) is the source of this 7309-nucleotide messenger RNA. Its product is annotated as protein no-on-transient A. Gene Ontology annotation, cellular component: nucleus. Gene Ontology annotation, biological process: regulation of DNA-templated transcription. The record is from RefSeq and is a predicted model, not a curated record. NCBI's taxonomy places the organism in Eukaryota, Metazoa, Arthropoda, Insecta, Hymenoptera, Formicidae.
AUGGUGGUAGUAGUAAGCGACGUGAUGGUAGUGGUGGUGAUCCUAGUAGUCGCCGUGGUGGUGACGCUGAUGUUUCCACUUGCCUGUGUUCCAGCGCUGGCGCGACUGUCAAACAUCCACCACCAACAGCAGCAGCAGCAGCAGCAGCAGGCUCAACAGCAACAGCAACGACUCGGCGGUGGCGGUAGUAGGGAUGUCGCCUCCAGCCCUCGUCCCUCCGGUAGGGAGGACAAAAGCGUCGUAGGGAGGGUAAAGCACCCACCAUCGGCGACGACGACGCCGACGACGACGGCGGUGACGACGACGACGACGGCGGUGACGACGACGACGACGGUAGCGGCGGCGGAGACGACAACAACAACGACGACGACAACGACGGUACCCGGUAGUGGAGGAGGAGGUAGUAGCGGUGGCGGCGACGGCGGCGGUUCUAGAGGUGGUGGCAGUGACAGUGGUAGUGGAGGUGGCGGCGGUAGCGCUGGUGGGGACCGUGACGGUGGAGGUGAUGCCGGUGGUGGUGGCAGUGCUGGUGGUGGUGGUGCUGCUGGUGGUGGUGGCGAUUGUGCCGGUGGUGGUGGCGAAGUUGCGGAGAAGGAGGAGAGGCCACCGGCUUCAGAGACUGUCGAGCCGACGGCCGCGUUUGACGUCGCAUCCCUCGUACUCUACGGCUCGCGCGCACUGCCGAUACGCCUUAAGAUCUUGCUCGAUCAGUUGUUCAACCAGUUGCCCGCCGCGCAAGUGACACGUAUCCUAGCUGCCUUCGGCUGGACCCACGAGGAUUACACGCGAGGAUACAUACUGCAGGUGAGUGGUGACACGUCGAUCCGAUCGCACCGAUCCAGCACCCGACGCGAUAUGACAUACGUACGCGAGUCGCAUCCUCGGUGUCCCAUGACCUGUCGCACGCGCCGAGUUCUCCCACGAGAUUCACACUCCACCGUCACGGGGGAUGUCGCGGACAUAGACGGAUAUACACGGAAACAACAUGACAGUGUAUGCACCACGUGACGACAUAGCGAGAUGCUUGAUUCGACUUCACGUACCGAUCAGUACUUGUAUCGAUCAUCACGAUUGACGUUUCACCCGAAACGGAACGAGCGCAGUGUCGAAAGCGCGUUUUUUUUAUAAUGCUCAAAUUAUCUUCAUCUUUACGACAUGACAGAUAUGACAUGGACCGCCUGGUGACGUUACGUCGAUGCGACAUCCUGACAUCUUCCGCGCUCUUCGGCGCGCGCGACAGGUUCCGCGGUGAUCGGGAAAAGAAAAGUCAAAGAUUUCCGCAGACCCGACGCGACUCGGCUCGGACCCGAGACCUUUCGAAAUGUCGCGGCGAAAUACAAUGUUACAUAACGAUCGUGUCCCCGGUUACGUCUCCGUCUGCGAUUCUCCGGUGCAUCGUUCAUGUUGAAGCGGGCGGCUUGGUAAUAAGAUGAGACGCGCCAUCGUCAACCUUGAGCCUUGACAGAACGAGAUUCCUGAAGUUUACGGUGACUGCGGCAAGCAGGAUAUCGCGGCGCGAAUAAAUCGCAAUGACGGGGAAACGUUGACGAGUGAGUUGAACGGCGACAAGUGCAUCGCGAGUGCGUCGUACAUGUCAGUGUGAGUGGUGCAAGCGACGUCGGGGCAUGGGAUCAAGAUACCGUGGCUUGGUAGUCGAGAGGUACCUGCGCAGUAACACGUAAAUUCGAACGAAAGUCCCCGUCGGGCGCAUCCGCCACGUCGACGAGGAUGAAAAGGACGAAGGAAGUCGCCGAAGAAGGAAGAGACAACCCGCCCGCGGGAGGAGGACCGACCCGCCGAUCGAGGGGAGUUGAUCUUGGACGAUUCGUUUCGCCGAUGAGAUGACAGUUGCUCCAUCACAGACUUCUCCAGAGGACAAUCCUAUCGGAAGUAACGCAGUUGGACAUCCGGUGUGACGUGUGACGUGCAAAAGCGACUUGUCAGAGAGACGCGACUGAUCUAAUAUUCCGUCAUGAAUCGUCACGUGAAUAUGCUACGUCAGUUGUAUGUGAUUGUACAUGUUUGCUCGCCUAAGAACCGGAGGAAUCGGAAGUCUGACAGUGCAGGGGGACGAUCUCGUGAUUGAGAAUUCGUCAACAGCGAGAAACCACAGUUCGAUCUUCGUCGGCGAUCUCUGCGAGGAUCGGCAGGAUGACUCGUUGUGUCUCGUCGGGUCGACCGGUGACGAAUUGGAGCGUAUUCACGGACUGUUCCUCUUUAAUCGAUUGUGUGCGUCGAUCGGUGAAAAAAGACUUCAAUGCCGUCGACUGAUCAGCGCGGCGGCGGCGGCUUUCGAAUGAUGUGUCAAAAUGAAACUGUUGUCGUCGUGAAAGAAUGGUGUUCUCUCAAACGACCGGAACACUCGUUACACUGUGUGAGCUGAGGUUUCGUUAAAAAGAUUUCCUCGUGGCAGCGCAAAGUACGCGAAUUAAGAAACAAAUUGCAAAUCCGUCACUCGCACGCUAACUAACGAUUCCUCGUGAUCGCACGCGACUGAAAAUAUAAAACGAGCGGUCGUAAUUACGCGGACGCUUAAAACGUAAUCUGUGAGUGAAAAGAGAAAACGAUGUGAGCUCCGAGCGAAGUCAUAAAUCCGAGCGAAUGAUGUAUCACGAUGACGAUCGCGAUCGAUUCGCGAGAUGAGAGCCGUACACCGAGAUAAUUAUCAAUCAUUUUUGUAUUCGUGAAGAAUGCACGGCUUUACUUCGCGCGUGAUGACGGAUGGCAAUCUGUGUGGGUGAUUAAAAACGCGGAUGGUAUAUUUGCGCGACGAGGCUGAUGCUUCUCCCCGCGGCGUGCUUCACUCGCGAUUGUCAUCGCAGCAAUUCCGAUGGCGUGCUGGGAUAAUUCAGCGGUAACUUUUCUACAUUUUAUCGGAAAGUGGAUUUGCGUAAUCGCGGCGAAUCAUCAGGAUAUUCGCAAUAACGCGAAUAAUCGAAACGGGGCCGGCGUUUCGAAAGUCGCGAAGUCGCCGUGUCUCGCGAUCUCACGCGCGCGGCAAUUACGCGCGAUCGAUCGUCGAGUCGCGGAACGUUUUCACGGUGUAGAUUGGUCUCGAUAUCACGUACAUCAUGUCGUGCUCGAUACACGGUACCGGCAUCACGGCGCGAUUCCGCUUUAGCGACACGCAGCAGCAACAUCAGCAGCAGCGACAGCGCGGGGCACCGAAAACGCGCGCGUUGGUCUCGCGCGUUAGAAAACGGCGGGUAUCCGUGUAAACUGAAUUGCGCCGAGACGUCGGCGUGAAAUUAAAACGUACGUACCGGGAAACCGGUUUCUCUCUCUCGCGGCCGAUGCAUACGUACGUACGAGCGUGCGUGCGUGUACCUACGUAUGCAUCGGCGACGCGUUUAUACGCUGCGGCGAGUCCGAGGCGCGUAUCCGGAGAACGCGCCUCGGAAUUCAAUCGAGGGGGAAUAAAUCCCGAUCGGAACAACGACGACAUAUGGGAGAGAAACGGGAAACGACUGUGCGACACGUGUACUCUAUCGUGGUGGAUGCAUGUGAUUCUGCGAAAACCUUGAGAUUGAUUCGCGUGGAAUCGUCGUCGAGAGAGGAAACGCUAUUGACACGUGCGAGCUACGCGCGCUCUCUCGCACGUGUUCUCUCGUCUCUCCCUCUGUCUCUCUUUCUCCCUUACGUUUACUUUCGUCUGGUUUUCGAGCGAAUUUAAAGCGAGAUUUAAGCUCGUUAGAGCUCGCGUGACGGUACACUUCGGAACUCUAUUAGCUCCGUACUUGGGCUCGCACUCCGGGUCCGUUUGUACUCGGGCGUUCAAGGCGUUUCGUCGCCAUGAACAAGUCGGGCGAAGACACGCGAUUAGUCGGGAACGGAUGUCGAAAUACACGCUCCGAUGGCGAGCCGUCGCGUCUCUAACAAGUCGAAGCGCCGAGGAUGACACCGGGUCUAACGCUCGCUUAUGGCGGGAUUCGAUUAACACCAUGACUCUAACAGCGAGUGUUUUCCAGCUGCUUCUGUGAUAAUUGUUGAAAUAAUCAAGUGCUCCUUGACAUGACAAUGUGACGCGUCGCAGGAAGCGAGUGUUUCUUCAGAAUCACGGAAUUUCUCCGUGCCUCUUAAAAAUCUAGUGUCUCGUACGUACUUUAUUCGCUUCAGACAAUUCGAAUCGUGAUAUAAUCGAGUAUCCAGGAAAUUAUAUCGUAAUUACAUUGCAAUUAUAUUGUAAGAAACAUCGGGUUGAUGUAGGUUGUUCACAAAGACCAUAAAAUUCUUUGACGUCUCUUAUUCCCUCAAGAGACACUGUUUGUCACGUAUGAGUCUAUACGUGAUCCGGCGCGUUGUGAUCUUUAAUGUUCCUCGCGUGAAGUAAAUCUCGCUGAAACAUCGUGCCGUCAUAAUCUCGUUCUCGACGAUGCCGAAGACACGUUUACAUAUCAAGUGCCGUCACAGGAUAUCGAUUGGCUUCGCGAAAUCCUCGCGAAUUCUCGGCCGGCUAACAAGGCCUGUCACGAUUCUCGAAUCGCCGGAUUCCGUGGCGACGAUUCGCAGCCGAAAGCCGAGAAUUUGCUUGUUCGGAAUUUGCAUUUUCUCGUGCGAUCGCCGGUCGUUUCUCCUGUCGAGCGAUGCUUUACGAUCCAUUAUGGGUCGCGGCACCUUCGGCCGAUUCCUAAUCACCGUCCACGACGUGAAAGAAAAUUCUGGGGAUUCAUCAGAAGUCGAGAGUCGCGGAUUUGCAUCGCCUUCCACAUCUGGCACGGUCGAGCGCUACUUUAACGGCUCAUUAUUACCGGAAUACAGUCCUCGAGAUCGCGGGACUUCCUGAAUCACGAUCCGCAAGUGUCACGUCGACCGAUCAAUCGGAACGUAGCACAGCAGAGAAAGAAAGAAAGAGAGGAAAAGAGAGAAAGAGACCGAGACCUCGGUUCUCCGCUCCGGAUUUGCAUCUCGGUAUGCAAGCUAUUUGCAACGCCGCUCCACGACUUGAGUGCCUGAAUCAUGAUUUACGCCGCCAAUAAUGUCUCCCAGACUUGCUGUCGGAAUCCCAGUCACGGGGCUCCCGGAUCGUGAUUUGUAUUACGGUGAUUCUUCCUGUCGGCUAGAUGAAAACUACUCGCAAUCUUCUGGCGUUCUUUCCGCGUCGCAAGAAUCAUGAAUCGCGUCUCGCGAGAUCAUUUCCUUCUGAAAUUGUGUGCUGCGAUGCGGUGAAAAAAUGGACCCUCACAUAGAGGGGAGAGUUCGCUAUCAGAAUCUUGAUAAAGUAGAAUUAUCUUUUUCGAGGGGAAAGCGACAAAGAAAGGAUGAAGAGAGAGAGAUCUACUGGAUGCGCGGAAGCUUCAGCCGCUCCGGAUUUGCAUCUUCCACUCGCCCGUGGAAUUCUCGCGGUCGAGGGCCGCUUUAUCGUUCGCCACGUCGAAGAAUGUUCUUUCUAUGAGAGAAUACCGGGAGUCGAGGGUAGGAUCAUCGUCGUGGCGCGGACAUGGAAACGGUAAAUCACAUCGCCACGGCGGACGGCUGUGAGGCAGAUCUCGAGGCGGAGAACGGCGCGCGUUUCGUGGCGCAGAGGGCAAUUUCGCGCGUUGCCAGCAACGGAAGCGGUUUGCGCGUUUGCGACCCAAAGUCGCAACAGCGGAAUCAAGUGGGAUUUUACACGAGGGGAGGUACACGACUUUACGACGGACGCCGGGAUGGAGGCAGAGGCAGCUCAGGAACGCGAAACCGCCCUCUUGCUGCAGCGGCAGUGCGAGAUUUACGAGCAAGUUGCGCGGCUCGUGAGGAUUCGCGCAAUCUGCGACGAUCAGUGAGAGAUCGCGGGGACUAAUGCGGCGCGGACAAUCGUGAAAACGGGAUUUUUAUGGCCAGUGCCAUAACGGACGUCUUUCGCUCUUGGGAGUCAAGUGGCAUAAUUUGUCGACAAUGUUGUGCAAGAUUGAAUUAAUCAACCGAGAAAGGGGACGAAUAAUGUCGGAUGAAUUAAACUUAGCAUGUAUUUUGACGUUAUCGAAUCGGAUUAGCUCUUUUUUCAAUAUUGCAGGAUAAUCCAGUUUUACACAAGCAUCGUCCAUUUAAAAAUACUAAUUAAAUGAGCCGAUAGAGACAGAAAGUGACAGAACUAAAUUAACGUUGUCAUGGUAUUAAAAUCGGUAUAGUAAUUUAUCUUCAAAAAUUUCUAAUAAUUUGAAUGAAGUUAUUAAACGAAUGCGGAAAGCAUUCCUAGACGAUUUUACGAGCUAGGAUCAUUGUCACCGUGUAACACGAGUCCGCGCGGACGACAUCGCCACAUGACUCUUCGUCGUCGUGUAUCUCGGCGCCAAAGAGCCGUGAAAAGGCUGGGAAGCGUGACGAAUCCCCCGACACUCGCGCCGAUCAUCGUCGGAAUGCGUCGAUUUCGAGAGAAAACGAAAGUUUUCCGCGAUGGAUCGCGUAAAAACUAAGACGCCAUUUGCCACCUCUCUCCUCUCCCGCUCCGCUUGUAAAAAUCAAAGUAGAGAACGCGCUUGGAUCCAAAAAAAUCACCUAUCGAGAUCGUGCGCACGGGAUAUAAAUUCAUUAUUCUCUAAAGGGGGAAAUACCCGUGUGUCACGUAGUAAUAAUAAGCACAAAUUAUAUUUACCACAAUAUACUGAAAAAUAUCGACUCGGCCGUGACUUCUCAAGUGUUCAACGAUGUUCAAUGAUCGCCGACUCGAUUAAAAUACCACGCUCAUACUGGAAACUGUAGCGCGGACUAAAUGGAUCCCCCUCCCCCCCGAGAUAAUCUCGGGUCGAUACUACAUUGCUCACCGAGUAUCUCCAUGUGUCGAUUGAGCUGCCGAGGCUAGGGAAAAGAGCAUCAAGGACGACGGCAAGUCGAGUCCUUCAUCGGUGGUCCGCCACCGUCUCUCUCGGAACCUAAAACCCGUCAAGAUCGCCUGACCCAGGGAUCGAUCGUCGCGGGGAAGCAUCGCGGGGGGAAUCGUAAUAUCGAAAGUGGCGACGUAAAGCAGACAAGGGCCGGGACCGGCGGAAACCGGUAAAGAUGGUAGCCCGGAGCCGAUCGACCUGUCAUUACUCCACCUCGAUGGGAGCAUGAGCCAAAACCGUAAAUUACAGAGCAUCUCACAGCGAGCGGAGACGAUUCGAGGGUACCGAUCCAACAGUGUUUGCCGGAUGAGAGAAAAACAGUGGCGGCGAGAAAGAUAGAGAGUAGGCAGCGCGACUCGAUCGCUCGAGCGGAAAUGCAGAAUCUGGUGCGCGCAAUCGUCAAAUUAAAACUUCGACAUGCCAUUUACGUACAUGGCUACCGAAAUGAUGAAGUCGGAAUGACGAGGACGACGACGGCGAAAUGGAUAAACACAAAGUAAUAAAAAAAA